CGUCAGGUUUGUUUCCAUCAUAAACAAGUAUUAAAAACUCAAAUGCUGUACGUUAGCAUUUAUUCAAUAAAAAUAAUAUUUAUUUUCAUACAACACCUUCAAUGAAAGGAAUUACAAACAAAGGUGUUCUAUUACAAGGGAACUCUAGCUUAACGACACUCCCUCCUUUACGGCAAAUGGAAUAUGGCGGAGGCUGGGAAACCUUUUGACGAGCUGGAGCUCGUAAAGGAAUGGCAGGCAUCUGCAGACCUGAAGUCGGCCCUGUACAGUUACCUGAAGAAGCAGGUGCCUCGGAUCUUCUGUCUUAAGGAUGAGCUCAGCCCUCAGCAGGAAGAGGAGCACACACAGAAGCUCCUCCUCCAUCCUCUGGAGUACUUCCUGUUUGGUGAAGAUCCAGAUGAAGGUGUGGAGAAGCUCAAACAGCGCAGCACGUCUUCCCAGCUGUGUGGACGUGUCUUCAAAGAGGGGGAGACCGUCUACUCUUGCAGGGAUUGUGCAAUAGAUCCCACAUGCGUGCUGUGCAUGGACUGUUUCCAGGAGAGUGUCCACAAAAGUCAUCGUUACAAGAUGCACGCGUCAUCGGGCGGGGGCUUCUGCGACUGCGGAGACGUAGAAGCCUGGAAAAUUGGACCGUGUUGCUCCACACACGACCCCGAGGCAGCUGCCGCCAUGGUAACGGAUGAGUGCACGUUGGAGCCGGAAUUGUACAAUCGUGUUGAGAUGCUCUUCCGGGUAUUGCUGAACUACUUCACAGACUUCCUAGACUGGGCAGAAGACCGUCAGCUUUCACAUCAACUCCAACCUGAGGAAAGAGACAACAUGUACUUCUGUGUGCUGUACAACGACGAGCACCAUUCGUACGACCAUGUGAUCUACACCCUGCAGCGGUCGGUUAACUGUGACCAGGCGGAGGCGCAGACUCACACAGCGCUUAUUGACAAGGAGGGUCGGCGAGCAGUCAAGAGAGGAAGUCUGGACUCCUGUCAGCAAGCCAAAGACCACAUCAAGUACAACUCUGAGCACAUUUCCCUGCAGCCUCUGCGUGUCGAGGUUCUGCACUCGGCCGUCAUGGCUCAUCAAACAUUCGCCCUGCGCCUUGGCUCCUGGUUCCAAAAGAUCAUCGGUUAUUCAGUGGGUUUCAGACAGGCCUUCUGCAGGGUAGCGCUUGAGCCCAACAAAGACCAGACCAGCUUGUGCUGCAUCAGCAGACUCAUGUUGCUCGAUGCCAAAUUGUACAAAGGAGCUCGUAAGAUGACACAUGAGCUCAUUUUCUGUAGCAUACUAAUGGAGACCGAAUUCAAGAGGCUGUUUGCAAUUGAAUUCACUAAGCUUUACAAGGAUCUCCAGAAUAACUUCAUCGAUGAUGAUCAUGACAGAAGUAUUUCCAUCACUGCACUGUCGGUUCAGAUCUUCACUGUGCCCACACUGGCGAGGUACCUUAUCGAGGAAACAAGCGUCAUCACAAGGAUCGUGAAUACAGUCAUGGCGCUGCUAUUGGAGCAUCUGGAUGUAAACAAUCGCUUCUUCUUCUUGGGCUACAACUCUGACAAGUUUUCCCGCAUCCAGGUCAUUUUCCAUGACCUCAGGUAUAUUCUGAUAAGUAAACCCUCCACGUGGAAUUUUAAACUUCGGAAACAGUUCAUAGAAGGAUUCAAUGCCUUUCUUGGCCUCCUUAAAUGCAUGCAGGGUAUGGAGGAGGUGGAGCGACAGUUUGGUCAACAUAUUGCCGUGGAGCCAGAGUGGGAAGCCGGCUUCACCCUUCAGAUCCAACUCCGACAUAUUCUCGCUAUGUUUCAGGACUGGUGCUCUUCCGAUGACAAGAUCUUGCUGGAAGCUUUCCGAGAUUGCCACAAACUCUUGCAGCAGUGCAAUAAUCAGCCCUUCCGCAGGGAAGCGGCUGACAACUACAUGUGUAAACAGAUCCUCAAUGUUCGACCCUACAAAGUGUCUCAGGAGCCCGUCAGCAUUCAUCUACCCCUCUCUAGGCUGCUAGCAGGCUUGUAUGUACUCGUCUGCAAGAACGGAUUAUAUGAUCAACUGUGGGACAAAGAAAGUUACGACUUCGCCACUCUGGCUGAGCAUCCUCUGCGCUGUGUGGUGCUGGCUGCACAGGUAUCAGCUGAAAUGUGGCGCAGGAACGGGCUCUCUUUGGUCAGCCAGGUGUACUACUACCAGGAUGUGAAAUGCAGAGACGAGAUGUACGAUAAAGACAUACUCAUGCUUCAGAUUGCUGCUUCUAGAAUGGACGGCAACCAUUUUCUCAUGCUCAUCCUGUUAAGAUUUGAGCUCUUUAAUUUCUUCAAUGGAAGCUGUUCCAGCAGAGACCAUAAUGAAUUAGUGCAGUGGAAUCGACUGACUGAAGAGAUGCUUUACCUCCUUAUCGUCAUAGUCGGUGAGCGCUACGUCCCCGGAGUCAGUAACGUGACCAAAGAGGACGUGACAAUGAGGGAGGUCAUCCACCUGCUGUGCAUUGAGCCAAUGGCACAUAGUAGUCUGGUCAAAGGCCUGCCAGAUAAUGAGAGCCAUGAAACAGGUCUGGAGUCUGUGAUCAGCAAAGUUGCCACAUUCAAGAAACCAGGGGUGUCAGGUCAUGGGUUAUAUGAGGUGAAAAAGGAGCAUCUGGUCCAGUUCAACCCUUUCUUCUACCAUUAUUCAAGAUCACAACACAGCAAGGCUGAAGAGUCGCAAAAGAAGAGGCGUAUUCAGGAGGGCACAGAUAAAGCGCUGCGUCCUCCGGCGCCGCCUCCCUUCUGCCCGGCAUUCUCCGGCAUCGUGCGUCUGCUUUGCUGCGACAUCCUCGUCCACGUCCUCAGACGAGUCCUGCAGAGGGCAGCAGAAGAAAAGUCCACUCACUGGACGGAAAUAAUGAUCCAGCGGGCCCUGCACCUUAUAGGCCAGUCAUUGCUUGAAGAAAAAAAACAGCUCGAGGACAGCACUGUAGAGGAAGUGACCUUUGAUUUCAGCCUGAAGGCUCGCAAAGUUGGUGCCGAACACGGCAAGUCUGUGUACCUCUUGCUGUCAAAAAUGAAGAGCGCCCGUUCGCUUGAAGCGCAAAAAGACAUGAUCUUGUGGCUUCUACAGAUGUUUGAGAUCGUCAAGUGCCUCAGAGAGAAGUCCAGUCCAACUACCUCCAUGAGCAUGGAUACAAGCAAGCCUGAGGAGAGUGCUCAGGACAAAGAAAAAGCUGAGCGCAAACGGAAAGCCGAAGCCGCUAAACUUCACCGCCAGAAAAUCAUGGCCCAAAUGUCGGCCAUGCAGAAAAACUUCAUCGAAUCCAACAAGAUGCUUUAUGAAAACAUGCCAGAGAGUGGCAUGCAAGGAGAGCCUGUCACGUCUACGGAAAGCUCCAUGGAGCAGAAGGAGCUGUGCGUCGCUGUGGGGCCCCAAAGAGGGUCCACACCCGCAGAGAGGGAGGUGUUGACCUGCAUUCUUUGUCAGGAGGAACAGGAAGUGGCGGCCCAGGCUCCGGCCAUGGUGCUAACGGCAUGUGUCCAGAGGUCCACAGUGUUGACUCAGUGCAGAGGAAAGAUGCCCACGACCGGUGCUGAAGCCACAUCCUACCCAUCAUUCAUGCCUCCUGAACUGGCCGUGGGCACCCACACGGGCAGCUGUGGGCAUGUCAUGCACGCGACAUGUUGGCAAAAAUAUUUUGAAGCAGUCCAGAAUACAACCAGGAACCGUCUUCACGCCGAACUCAUCAUCGACCUCGAAAACGGGGAGUACCUGUGUCCUCUGUGCAAGUCUCUAUGCAAUACCGUUGUCCCCCUCAUCCCUUUGGAGUCCCUCGUGUUCAACUAUGAAAAUGCUGAGAUAAUUGGUCAACAUUUGACUCUGACUCGCUGGGUCCAGAUUCUUGAGGCCAGGAUUAAAGGACUCAAGGCCGUCACUCAGGAUAACGAUGUCAACAUGGAAAACACUAAUAAUGACAACUCGGUGUUAUGCGGAGAAGGUCAACCGGAUUUCAGAUCCAUCCUGAGCUACGGAGUACAAGAACCGAGAAAAUUCUCUGACAGUAUAGCAGAGAUGCUGGUUGUGUGCGCCACCACCGUUCACAGGGUGGGGCUUCAGACGGUACCCAAUGAGCUGUGUCCACGUGUGCCCCUCAUGGCCUGGAAUACCUGUGCCUUCACUAUUCAGUCCAUUGAGAACAUAUUACAGGAAGAGGACAAACCACUUUUUGGGUCCUUACAAAACCGACAGCUGGCAGGUCUGAAGGCGACGGUUCAAUUCUCAGCAGCACAGAGAAUUAAGUGCUCGCAGGCAGUGAUCCAAAGACACUUCACUGACAUGUUAGCAGUGUUGCUGCCGGUCACAAGCAGAAAGAACACGCCGUCUAUUCUGGAAGUGGAUUUCUUCCAUCUUCUGGUGGGUUUAGUGUUGUCUAUGCCCUCGCUGUACCAGGAAGAAGCUGUAGACUUGCAGCCGUCCGCCGUCAGCUCAGCUUACAACCAUCUGUAUCUACUGCAUCUGGUCACAAUGGCUCACAUCCUGCAGGUGCUGCUCCUCACAUCAGACUUCCCUGUCGUUCCUGGUGAAGACGAGACAGAAGAAUCCAGAGCGGCAGCAGAACUACACAAUAUCGUGUCACAACACACUGGGAGGCUGCUCUCCGACGUGUCCGGCACAUCUGUGGCUCAAAGAGUGAAGAUGGGAAUCAUCUCUUUUCUUCGCUGUACCGCUCUCUUUUUCAGCUGCUUUACCGGUGUUCGCCCUCCAGAUGAGCUUUUUUCCACUUCUGUUUCCUGUCAAGGUCAGAUGGAGGCAGUAUGCAGCUACUUGGCUCUUCCUUCCAACGUGUUCCAGCUCUUCCAGGAACACAGAGACACCGUAGCGCCACUGCUGCAGAGGUGGUGCAGCAAUCCAGUGAUUACCAAAAGCCUGAAAGGCAAAAUUCAAACCGUCAGAUACCCAAGAAGAAGAAAUCAUUUGAUCGACCUCCCGGAGGAUUACAGUGCCCUCCUCAAUCAAGCCAGCCAUUUUCAGUGUCCCAAGUCUGCAGACGACGAGAGGAAGCAUCCCACCCUCUGCCUCUUCUGUGGCACCAUGCUGUGUUCUCAGAGCUCCUGCUGCCUCAGUCAGCUGGAUGGGGAAGAUGUGGGCGCCUGUACCGCCCAUGCAGCCACCUGUGGUGCAGGAGUGGGCAUGUUUCUCAGGAUAAGAGAGUGUGAAAUUGUACUGAUGGCCAGUAAGACUCGAGGAAGCACGUAUCCUGCUCCAUAUUUGGAUGACUACGGCGAGACUGACCCUCGUCUUGGGAGGGGCAAUCCAUUACACCUUUGUCCGGAGCGUUACAGGAAGUUGAAGCAGAUGUGGCAGCAGCACUGCAUCCUGGAGGAAAUCGCUCGCAGUCUGGAGUUGGUCAACGUCAUGUUUGCUUUUGACUGGCAGAUGUUGUGAUGGUGGAGCCAGCAGCAAAGGCGGCGUCGUGAAGAAGCUCGUGUGGAGAUGCUCUCUGCUGCUUCCUGAGGGCACGUAUCUGCACGGAAGCCAAAAGCCUCCUGCUGGAGCUCAGAGACACCGCCAGAAGAGGGAGGGAGGGAUGGAUGGAGGAAGGGAGGAAGGGUAAAAAUGGACAGAAAAAGAAACAUUUCCUAACGGAUUAGCCUUCUUUUAAUUUGUCUGCUGUGAGAAUGCAAAUAAGCUCCUGUCAGGAGAAACCAGUAGAAACCGGAUUAAAUAUAGACAUACAUUAGAUCCACACACCACGACCUUUGACCUUCACGCUGGUCUGACUUUGUUCUAACUUAUACACGUGGAUUUAUAACACAGAGUGAUGUCUAUUAACCAAUUUACCCAUUUAUUAUUUACUACUUAUCCGUUUUUCGACUCAUUUUUAACAUCUAGUCUUUGUUGUUUUGCAAAACACAAAUGAAUAUAACCUUACUCUGAUGACUACAUAGUGUUUAUUUAUUCAACACAAAUCUAAGAAGUACACAAAGUGUAUAGAUUUCAUAGAAUUCAUACUUUUAUCAUGUCUUACCCUUUGGAAAAUAGGUGACUUUAGUAUGAUUGUGCUAUUUGAUAGCACUUACACACAGGCUACGGUAAUAAAAAAAAAACAUGAGUCAAAGUACCAAUAUGUCUCUUUACAUUUGAUACAUGUACAGUCCAUUAAAGUUGCUAUCACCUCACCUGGUGCCGAAUUUAAACACUUUUUCAGCCUAAAAUAACCCAAAGAAUAUCAUCACCUAGCUAGCUAGCUAGCUAGCAUACACCGUCUCACUCAGCGCGCGCAUGCGCGUUCACAAACACGCAGGACCGCUCGCUUGCGUGAAUGUCACGUGGGGGUGUGGCUUGCAAUCAAGCGCGAACGUCGCCGCCAUAUUGGAUGUGUCGAGGCAACGCUGGAUAUCCAAAAAUCAAAACAAGUAAAGCUAUUUUCAUAAAACGCUUUCUACAAAGAAAUGUAAGUUAAUGGCACUCGUUUAUACGUACUAUAUUCACACACGCACUAAUAUACUUCGUAUACUUAGUAUUAUGACUGUUAUUAUAUUGUGUUGUAUGGCUAUAUGAAUGUGGAACCUACCAAAAAAGCUUGGGAGUCCAAUUUUUCAUCAGAAAAGAGAUAUAUUUCAAGCAUAACUUUCACUUUGACACAAGUGUAUUGCUUUUGUGACAUAUCAAAUAUCUAAACAACUAUACCGCAUCAUAAACAUCACAAAGAAUGGUUGUUUUACAUCCAAAUAAUUUACAUACAAGUAUAACAACAUGAACUGUGUGUGUGCAUGCGUUCAAAUUUCCCUACAUUUUUUUUUUUGCUACAAAUCUUCCGCUUCCUUCUUGCUAUGGAGUGUUAAAGAUCCAUAUUGAACUCUUAUCAAAUUCUCUUCUGCCACCUUGUGGCUUUUUAUGGCUGAAAAAUGAUCUACCGGUGACUUAUUUUAGCGUGCAGUUGCGUCAUCACCAUCUUGCACCCAAAGAAAACCUAAAAGAUGUAUCAAUAUGUUUUUGGGAUCGGGCGUCCGGGUGUAUAAAACGUAUAAAUACGUCUUCGGUAUUGAAUAAGUUAAUUGAUUCCCGUACCCAGCCUUGAUAAGUGAAUUCCCCGCAAAGUAGUAUUCCUGUGUUUCUGUAGUUGGAUAAUAGAAAACCUGUUUCCAACUUCUAAAUAUAACUUUUAACAUUAUUAGAGCCCUCUAGAUAUGAAAUAACACCCCUAUAGUCACCUUUACACUCAUUAAACUAAAUAGUAGAUAUAAUAACGGGAAAUAAUU
Doryrhamphus excisus (bluestripe pipefish) is the source of this 7214-nucleotide messenger RNA. The record is from RefSeq and is a predicted model, not a curated record. NCBI's taxonomy places the organism in Eukaryota, Metazoa, Chordata, Actinopteri, Syngnathiformes, Syngnathidae.